Molecule: messenger RNA, 733 nt
Organism: Exserohilum turcica Et28A
Lineage: Eukaryota; Fungi; Ascomycota; Dothideomycetes; Pleosporales; Pleosporaceae
Exons: 1
Coding region: 51-257 (68 amino acids)
Source: RefSeq, a predicted model, not a curated record
UCUCUAGGUGGCCAUGCGCCGAUCUUACGGCCUGGGUCUCACGGGGCAAGAUGCGAGGCGAAGGGGGACCACGGCCUGCUUCUUGGGGCCUGCUCAUGCUUAGCGACCACCCUCCCCUCCCCCCUCCCUCGAGAUUCGCUCCAUGGAUUGGCGGUGCAGGGAGAGCGAGCGAGCGAAGGGAGCAUGCGGCGGCCGCGCGCGCUCACGCUCCCCCCCCUCGCAGACCUGGGGAUGGGUUUGAAAUUCCGCCGUGGUAGUAUUACGGUGAUGAUGAUGGAUGCAUGGCAUUUUUUGUUGACAAGUCUGUUCUUGGUGUGUAAUGCAACGUGUGUAGCUAUGUUGUCCUUUUCUCUCAAGGGAGGGAAGUUGUGUGUGGUGUGCUGCUACGUACAUGGACGUUAGUUGGCAGAUAGGACAAGCAAAGGUGUUGUGGACGAUGUUAGGUAGGACUAUGUACAGCGUAGGGAUUUUGCUUUUGUUUGUUUCCCAUGGUUGCUUUAUAUGGUAAAAAUGUCCGUAUUCGGUAUAUCUGAUGUUGCCGCCAUUCUCCACGUCUUUGUGUAACCGGCAUUCGUGCCCACCGCUGUCGUGUAGAACAAAGUGUCGGUACAUACAUGCAUGGUCUCUCUGUGUGUGUUGGGCUGGGCUGGGCCAGAACAAUGAGAACACAAUCGCCGCCGCCGCAUGCUCAUGAGGCGUGGAUAAACAGGCGUUCACAGCAUACAGGCAUACA